AUGUGUAAGUUUUGUGACUUCACGUUUGAGGGCGGAACCACUCGCUGCGCGGUUCACCUGGCGAAAUGGAAAGGGCAGGGUGGAGGCGCUGUCCGGCUUUGCAAGAAGGUGUCCCCGGCAGUCAGUGAAGAAGUGCGCGGCAUGUACAAGGAGAAGGCGGAAAAGCUGGGCGUCAAACGAGGGGCGGCCGCUGCAGCAGUUGACUCCGCGCUGGGCGCGGUCACUGGUUCUUCAGACAAGAAGGGGAAGAUUACGUCCUCCUUCGGCGAUGAGGCAGCGUGCGCCAAGGAGGACGCGGAUAACGCCCUCUGCCUUUUGAUCGCGGUGUUGAGACUUCCCGAGCGCAUCGCGGACGAUCCGGUGUUUCGCUACGUGGUCCAGUGCAUUGCGCGCGCUGGACUGGGGUACGUCCCCCCCAAUAGGCGCUUCAUUGGAGGGGCGGGCUUGAAGAAGGUGCGGCAGAAACUGGAGGAGGCGCUCGCCCCCGUUGCCGCGAGCUGGAAGCGUGACGGGCGCCGUCGAGCGCCCCUUCUAGCGCCGUCGAGCGCCCCUACUAGCGCCGUCGUGCGCCCUAGUGGCCGCCGCUCGUAG
Closterium sp. Naga37s-1 is the source of this 591-nucleotide messenger RNA. Lineage: Eukaryota; Viridiplantae; Streptophyta; Zygnematophyceae; Desmidiales; Closteriaceae. The record is from the annotation of a GenBank genome assembly.